Messenger RNA from Zootoca vivipara (common lizard), 9738 nucleotides. It is a transcript of the gene PKN1, whose product is annotated as protein kinase N1. Gene Ontology annotation, molecular function: protein serine/threonine kinase activity; ATP binding; small GTPase binding. NCBI's taxonomy places the organism in Eukaryota, Metazoa, Chordata, Lepidosauria, Squamata, Lacertidae. The record is from RefSeq and is a predicted model, not a curated record. Gene Ontology annotation, biological process: protein phosphorylation; signal transduction.
CACACAGACACACAGAGAGUUUUACUUAGGUCCUAGCAAAUUUAUGUGCAGAGAAUUGUAAGGCUCCUUAGUCCUCCAGAGUUGUUCCUGAGAAAGUAGGGCACUGGAUUAGAACUCAGGAGGCCUUCCUUCCUUUCCAGCCGCUACUCUUUUGCUGUACUGGGUAAUGAAAAACCAAGUUUCUGCCUAGUUUUAAGCCAUCAGACAGACACUAUGGAAUAUCGCUCCUUUUUCAUGGGGAGGGACAUGGUUUCAAUAAUGAAUUAGACUUUGGAGUGCAGCAUAGCUUAAGGGGGUGAUUAAUUGACGUAAACUAGCACACUCUGGUUGCUAUGACUUGUCAAAGAACCCUAAAUAAUUAUGGCUUAAUUUGAAGGUUCCACUUAUGUCAUCAGUUGAUCAAUUCCAGAGAGCAGGAGUUUAAAUGGACUUAGAUUAAAUUCCAGACAUGGAUGUUUGGCUUGCUCACACUCUGACCAGAGCACAGAAGGUCUGCUUUCAGGAGAACAAAAAUAACAUGCGAGUUUUGCUUAGACUGUACUGCGGUUAAGAACACCCUCUAAUCCUCUGUCAGGUUACUUUUGAGCACUACCAUAAAACACCCAGAACUAACUGUGUUGAGUCCAAGUCACAUGUAACAUUUUUAAGCCAUGGGGUCAUUCUUGCAAGUGGUCCCAUGCCUCGAUGAUAACAAUGGGGAAGAUGCAAUCCACGUGCAUGGGGAUCCAGACAGCGGCUCAAUUCAUGAGCAUGAUCCUCUUGACCGGAAAGCGUCAUAACAUGACGCAGGGCUGACACCUGUGCUGCCUCCAUGUUCUCAGAGCAGUUUGGUGCACACAUUUCAGCCUGAAGCCAUCUGGGCUGUGUUACUGAGCUUCCAUUGUGCUUCUUGACUUGGGAUGAAGUGAAUGGCUACAUUGUGAUGUCCAGGUUCUCAGCUGUUGUGUUGUUCAGGCCAAGGGGGAUCAGUGUCUGCCAGAUUGGGGGGGGGGGUUCAGUGCUCUUGGAGGAGUUGGGAAGUCCAGCAAAACCCUGCUGUGCUACAUUAAGGAGUGCUCCACUGAGUGUUCAGCAUGGACUUUGAACUUGGCACCAUGGACUUAAAUCCAGGCUGUUCCUCAAGCAACAACAUAGGAACCUGUCUCUAAUAAUAUGGGUCUUUAUUAUCAGCUCAGUAUGUUUGUGGUGUGCCUGCAUUUCCUGUGGUAUUGUGGGAAGCCUGGCAUGAGGGCCCAUGAGAACAUAAGCAUAGUAGUCUUAGCAUAGGGGCUACCGGUAGUGAUAUUCUGAGGGUACUCCAUCAUGUGAAGCUUAAGGAGGAACUGGCUCAGAGUCUGUGGGUCACAUGAGGCUUCUUCUCACUCUAGCCAUGCUCAGAAUCACUGGAGAAGGCAGGCAGGGUCACUCAGGUUCCGUUUUGAUCUCUGGCCCUGGCAGCACUCAGUGUUUACAAAGAUCCAGAUGCGAGAUGGAGUAACCGGGGAAUGGUCUGGCCAUAGGAAAGACAUGCAGAAGGAGUCCCAUCUUCUGCCUGGCCUGUAGAGGGGGGAAAACAGGGUUACAUUGGGGAGAAAAAACUUGUUCUAAAACUCCAAGGUCUGCCUACCAAGGGUGCAGAAUUAACCUUGGAGCACAAGGGCUUAGUACCCUCCCUUCAUAUCAGCAGCACACGCCAUUCUACAUUCCUGUGCCCUGUAGCAAUGUCUGCUUGGGUUCCUGGCCCUGUUCCCAUUGUGCAGUGGUGAGUCUGUUGCUUGGAAAGAGCUGGGGCUUGCAAGCCAGGAUAUCUUGGUUUUGUUUUUAGAAGAGGAAUACGUAGGGGAGGCAGCGCUGCCCAAGCUUCAGAGCAAGGAAGUAGUGAAAGAUUAGAAAUUGCUAUCUGAACAUUUGCCCCUCCCCCUCCAAUUCUGGUACUGUAUAUGAAAGCUAUAGACAGCCUCUUUGAUCUAGUGUCCUCAAAAAGGAAGGCUAGAGAAGGAUUCUUUUGUGUGCCAGCUGGCUGGCUUGUCUCAGCCUUUGGGCAUUCUUAGAGCUAUUGUGUGGAAGAUAGCUGCUUUCCUUUUAUAGCUGUUGUGCUGGUCCCAGAGGGGAAAGUCCUAGAGUAGAAUAAAUCUGGGAGCAAUUGUUUUUUUAUAGAAUCAUAGAAUUGUAGAGUUGGGAGGGGUCCUAAGGGUCGUCUAUUCUUAAGGCUGUUUUUAUAUAGAGACUGUGGGUCCUGUUGUUGACUCGAGAGUUGAUACAUGAAAUAUUUUCCCCCACAAAUCUGUGCCAAAGAUUAUUCCCCCCCCCCAUAGCUUUCCUGUAAUACAUUAAUUUGGUUGAGAGGACUACAAUCCAUACACAUUUAUACCAAGCCUCUGCUGAAUUCAGUGCAAAAUCCAUAAAGCAGUCUUUUGGGAAAUGGGUGCGAGAUGUUGGGGAGAUUGUUCAUUUGAUUUCACAGGCACCUGUGUUCCAGGCAUGUGGUACAGAGCUGCUUGUUCUCAAUCCAAGGCAUAUGAAAUAGUAUGUAGGAUAGUGAUGAGUGUUGUGCCCUCUGUCCUUACAGUAGCCUAUAAUACUUGCCCCAGUCAUGCUACUACUCCAGUGCUGGCUAGAGAAGUCUCCUCCCCCUGGUGUUGACCUCUGCAUCGCUGGGCCUGCUGCACUGUGCUAGGCUGACUCUGUGAAGGAAGCGGGUGAAUCAGCAGCUCCAUUUCCUGCAUUGCGUCAGGAGGUGUCCAGAACAAGCACUGAGGCUCUCUGGGCUGUGACCUGGCCUGAUUCCAAACCACAGCUGAGUGAACUGGCUCUGCACACAUGCUCCAGGCUGCAAGAAGGCAGAGCUGCAAGUGUAGAUUCAGUGAGGCCCAUUGGUCAAGCCAAACUGCUAGGUUCAUUUCCACAUCUCCACAAGACAGUUGACUCCGUAGGAACUUUGUUAUAUACCUGCAUGUUCUGCCUCUCAGAGAAAGAACUCUCGGCUGGUUUUUGACUCUCAAAGCGACUUUUUCUUAGAGCUCCGUGCUUGCUUCACUUAUAGUCCACAAUGCAGAUUUUCUGGGCAAAUUAUCGCAGCGGCUUCUCUGGCUGCUACAGCCAAGACUGCCGUAACCUCACAACUAGACUACUGUACAUGUAAUGUUAAAUUAAAAUGUGUGUUUUAAUUAUGCUACUGUUACCUAAAGCAGCCACGUGGGUCCCUGAUCCUGAAUGUCCUUCUGGUCUAGAUCAGAAGGGCCAUCUUAAGCACAUCCGGCGCCGUGGCACAAAGAUCCCUCCAGUGCCCCCUCCCUUUCCCAGAAUUUAGAACUCGGGGCCCAACUUGUGGACCACCUCACAGCCCUGGGAGCUGCCGCCCACAGAAGCCGCCGCCAAUGUGGUGGCUGUGGCGCGGCUGGCCAGACCGCCGGAACCCCACGCUCGUUUGCGAGGCUCUGGGGUGCCUCCUCCUCCUCCUACCUGACAAUGACAGCCUGCUGCCCAGCGGCCCGAGGAGCAGCCAGAGAAGUCGCUGCAAUAAUUUGCCCAGAAAAUCUGCAUUGUGGACUAUAAGUGACGCAAGCACGGAGCUCUAAGAAAAAGUCGCUUUGACAGUGGCUCGGCAGGCGGCGGCUGAGGGGAUUCCCGCAGCCGAGGGAGAGGAGGCAGUGCCGGCAGAGGAGCCAUAGGGCUUAGUGGCUCGUUGCGACCCGCCACUAUCUAGUGGCGUGCAGGGAAAGGGGGCAAAGCCGUGCAGCUCCCUCACUCGCUGAGGCCGGCACCCUGGCGCAACGAGCCACUAGGCCCUAUGGGACGCCUCUGUAGAUCACUAGACACCUAUGUAGAUCAGGACGAUGCACCGAUUUCUUGCUGCAUCUCCUCCCACCGCUCCAGCUGCUAUUUGCCUGCACACUCUAUAAAUACCAGCUGGGAGGGGGGAAGACUUUUAGCAGGCACCUGGUGCAGCAGCCCCAGUCUGGAUUGGGAACACAUUAUGGAUCAGGAUACCAUACAGCUACUUUUCCUUUGAAGUUAUAGUGCCCAGUAUGAGUAAUGUAAAUUUGCAUUAUAGCUGCUCUGAUGCAAAAAUAACUACUUCUUUUGGCAUGUAUGAGUUUACAGCAGAUCUGGUCAGCUUUAUGCAGAUGGCACUAGUCUUUGCUACUGAGUGUCUUCUGUUAUCAAAAAAUGCCAAUUUCUUUCUCUAUCUUCAACCCAAAACCUUAGUAGUAGUAGUAGUAGUAGUUAUUAUUAUUAUUAUUAUUCAUUUAAUGUCAAUAUUCCUUUACAUUUUAAAGUAAAAAAAACCAAAGCAGUUUUCAACUCAUUAAAACAUCAAAUAAAACAGUCCAGAAUAAAACAAAUUCAAGCUUCAAGGAAAAUACAGUAUUUCAGAUCCUUCUCUAGGUGACAUUUUGCUUCCCCCAUGUUUAUUUACCUUCUUAAUUUAUAUGGCUGCCCCAUAGCAGGUAGGCUUUAGGAAGCCAAUGUGGUGUAGUCGUUCGAGUGUCAGAUGAGAACUGGGAGAUCAGGGUUCAAAUCCCCACUCAUUCAUGAAACUCACUGCGUGACCUUGGGCCAGUCACAACCUCCUAGCCAACCUGACAGGGUCAUUGCAGGGAUUAAUUGAGGAGGGGAGUAAACUAUGUACUCUUGGGGGGGAAAGGUGGGAUAUAAAUCCAAUAAAUAAGCAAAACGUGCCUGGCGCCUGGGGAAUUUUUUUACUUCACCCUGUUUUUCUGAUUGAAAAUUAUUUUAACCAAUUUUUAUAUUGUGGGCAGUAUGCAACUUACGUUCUAAGCAGAGUAGACCCAUUGAAAUUAAGGAACCUAAGUUAGUCAGGACAUUUUAUUUUAUUUAGAUUACGGUAGUAUCGUGUUUUUCCACUAGAUGCUAUUUGAAGCGCCUAACAGUAAACGUGCAAUUUUGAAAAGGGAUACACCACUGAUAGAAAAAACUCUUUUUUCCCCUAUUCCUUCAUGCUGAGCUUUUUUAAAAAAUCAGCAGGGGGGGGACAGGGACUAAAAUGGGCUCUUGCAAAUUCUGAGCUAGGUACCAUCGCACUGAAGGUUGAAAUUGGGAAGCUGAAAGCUUCAAAUAACAAAAAGGCACAUGUGCAGUUAAUGUAACUUGAGAAAGGGAGUUAAAAAUGGGAAUAUGCUUUCUAGUCCAUUGUUGCUAAAAUGAGGCAGCAUGAAAAGGCUACAAAUAAUCAGGGCACAAAAUGCCCCAUUUAAAAAAAAUUAAAAAUGACAAAGGGAGGAUUGUGCUGGAUCCUGGGAGAGAAGGAAUACUUCAGAGAAAGUACUCCUUUUUCCUUUCUUUUUUUGUAAUGUCAAGGGCAAAAGCCUCUGUAGUGCAUAGCUCUGACAACGGGAUCUGUGCAGCUCCUGCAAAACUGUUCCGCUCAGUGUAAGGAUCCAACUGCUGUAGAUCCUGUAGCAGUGUAUUUGUCUUGUCUUAUGCUAAUUAAGGAGAGAGAGAGAGAGAGAGAGAGAGAGAGAGAGAGAGAGAGAGAGAGAGAGAGAGAGAGAGAUGCUUUUCUGCCAUUGGUCACUGGUGUGUGGAUGGUUGGAUGGCUGAUAGAAAGACUACCGCAUUUCUCUUCACUUCUGCUUUCUGCCACACAGGGGACCUAUAUUUUCAAGUCUGUGCUGGACACAGAUCCAAAUAACUACCUAGAUUUUAUAUUUCCAAAAUAAGGAGGAAUUGCCAGUGGUUGAUCAGUUGGCUGGUUGUCCUAAUAAGCCUGUGGUGCAUCCUCAAAUUCUUUUGCACCCAGCUGAGUCUAAUAAAGUCUGCCCACCCCCAUUCUGCAUUAAGGCUUACAAACUGUGAACUUUUGGGCUUCAAAAUCAUGCAUAGCUUUCCCUCCUUCCCUCCUCCCUCCCUCCCUCCCUCCUCUGCCCUGCAUUUUGAACAUCCAGCCAGAGGCAGAGUUCUGGACGACUUGAAAGCUUACUCACUGUUUCGUGGUAUUUUACCUAAUAAAAAUAUCGCACUACUGCAGUUCUGGGGGUUUUCUGCCCCUCUAGAAAGUUCACUCAGAAGGGAAAGCAAGUGGCAAAGCAGCAGGGGAACAUGUAGGCCCCACUAUUGCUCCCUUCAGCCGUGGCCUGUGUUCCGGUGUUGCCAGCGAAUACAGGAACUCUGCUAGGAAGUGGUUUGUUUGCUCAUAGGCUGGAAGAGCCGUUUGAAUCAACAGGCAGGAAAUGAGGGUGUAGCCAGCACACAGUUCGAAGCAGACGGGCGGCCUGGUGUGCCUCUCCUGGGGCCGGGAUGUCUCUUUCGGAGCUGGACACAAACUCUGAGCAUGACCAAGAGAGUGAUCUAGGCAACUGGUCAGUGCUGGAGCAGCUAGGGCUGGACCAGAGCUCAGAUUUCUCAGACACCAGUGUACAGCAGAAGCUGGAUGAAGAAAAGGAGAAGAUUAAGCGUGAGAUUCGAAAAGAGCUGAAGAUAAAGGAGGGAGCAGAAAACUUGCGCAAGGCAACCACAGACCGUAAGAACCUUUCCAAUGUGGACAACUUGCUCAAGAGUUCCAACCGCAAGCUGGAGGCCCUGCACCACCAACUGCAGGAUCUCAAUGCACAUAUUGUCGUCAAAGACCCUGAAGAGCUGGGGGAUGCCCCACAAUCACCAGGCAGCCUGAGCCGAUCAACAGCUACCAAGAACCGCAUUGCUGGCCUGGAGAAGCAGCUCAAUAUUGAGCUGAAGGUGAAGCAGGGAGCAGAGAACAUGAUACAGAUGUAUGCCAACGGUGCUGCUAAGGAUCGGAAGCUGCUGCAGACAGCCCAGCAGAUGCUACAGGACAGCAAGACCAAGAUCAAUAUAAUCCGCAUGCAGAUCCGCAAGGCUAUGCAGGCUGACGAGGUGCAGCUGAAUAUGGAAGAUGGGCAAGGUAACACUGACCUGAGCAACAUCGAGUUGAGGAUCGAAGAGUUGCGGCACCACUUCCGGGUGGAGCACGCUGUUUCUGAGGGGGCCAAGAAUGUGCUGCGCCUUCUGGGCUCCACCAAAGUUCAGGACCGCCAUGCCAUCUCCGAGGCACAGACCAAGCUGAACGAGUCGAGCCAGAAGCUGGACCUUUUGCGGCACUCCCUGGAGCAGCGUCUAGCUGAGCUGCCUCAAGAUCACCCAAAGGGCUGCCUCAUCAAGGAAGAGCUCAUCCUGGCAUCCUCCCCGGCCUUCAGUGCCCGUAAUACCACUUCCUACCAGCACAACCAAUACAACACCCUCUCAAAGCCAUCUCCACUCACAGGGACGCUGGAAGUGCAGUUGUUGGGCUGCAGCGAGCUGUUGGAAUAUGUCCCAGGACGGACCCGUGGCUCCACUGUCUCCCUGCCAUGCAACAGCCCUGGUGAAGCGCGGCCAUCUUUCAUGAGCCGCAGCGGGCGAGGCCUGUACAGCCGAAGUGGCAGCGUAAGCGGCAGGACCACCAUCAAAUCAGAAGAUAAUAGCAAUGAGGUGAGUGCUGUGCUGAAGCUGGAUAACAUAGUUGUCGGCCAGACGGCCUGGAAACCCAGCGGCCUACAAGCCUGGAACCAGACUUUUGCAGUGGAGCUGGAGAGGGCACGAGAGCUCGAGAUUGGUGUGUACUGGCGUGACUACCGCAGUCUCUGUGCCCUGAAAUACCUGAAGCUGGAAGAUUUCCUUGACAACCAGCGCCAUGAAAUCCACCUGGAGUUGGAGCCACAGGGCAUUCUCUUGGCAGAGGUUACCUUUUUCAACCCUGUCAUCGAGCGCAUACCCAAGCUCCAGCGGCAAAAGAAGAUCUUCUCCAAGCAGCAAGGGAAAGCUUUCCUGCGUGCCCGCCAGAUGAACAUUGACAUUGCCACUUGGGUGCGACUCCUGCGGCGCAUCAUCCCCACGGCCAACACCACAGGCACUUACAGCCCUUCGACGCAGAUGACCCCAACAUCUGGCUCUGAAAGCAGGCACAGCCUCAACUCUGGGGACAUUGCCAUUGAGAAGCUGAGCUUGGAUGGGGACAGAAUUCAAAUCGAGCAGGUGGGCCAGGAUGACAGUGAGCUUCCUGGGAAGGUCUUGUUGACCUCACAAGUUGGGGAGGAGAUUCCCUUCCAGGUGGAGCUGGGCCCAGGAGGGGAGGCAAAAGGAUCUGAUGGUACUUUUUACAGCAGCCACCUGAGAAAAAUGCCUCUUGCAUUGGAUGACUUCCGAUUUGUCGCUGUGCUGGGGCGUGGCCACUUUGGCAAAGUGCUGCUGUCGGAAUUACACCGCACAGGGGAGCUAUUUGCUAUUAAAGCCUUGAAGAAGGGUGACAUCGUUGCAAGGGAUGAGGUGGAGAGCCUGAUGUGCGAGAAGAGAAUCUUUGAGAUCGUGACCCAUGCGCGACACCCCUUCCUAGUGAACCUCUUCGCCUGCUUCCAGACACCCCAGCAUGUCUGCUUUGUCAUGGAGUACACAGCAGGCGGAGACCUCAUGAUGCACAUCCACACGGAUGUAUUCACAGAGCCACGUGCCACGUUUUAUGCUGCUUGCGUUGUGCUGGGGUUGCAAUUUCUUCACGACCACAAAAUUGUAUACAGGGAUCUGAAGCUGGAUAACUUACUGCUGGACACAGAGGGUUUUGUGAAGAUUGCAGACUUCGGCCUCUGCAAAGAAGGAAUGGGCUAUGCUGACCGCACCAGCACCUUCUGCGGGACUCCAGAGUUCUUGGCUCCUGAGGUGCUGACAGACACAUCAUACACAAGAGCCGUUGACUGGUGGGGCUUGGGGGUGCUUAUCUACGAGAUGCUUGUAGGGGAGUCCCCAUUCCCUGGAGAUGACGAAGAGGAAGUAUUUGACAGCAUCGUCAAUGACGAGGUGCGCUACCCCCGUUUCCUGUCCACGGAGGCCAUCGGCAUCAUGCGCCGGCUGUUGCGGCGAAACCCAGAACGUCGCUUGGGCUCUAGUGAGCGAGAUGCUGAGGACGUGAAGAAGCAGCCAUUCUUCAGGAGCAUCGACUGGGAAGCCCUGCUGGCCCGCAAGAUCAAGCCACCGUUUGUGCCAGUAGUCAAGGGCCGCGAAGACAUCAGCAACUUUGACGAGGAGUUCACAGCCGAAGCAGCUAUCCUGACGCCGCCCCGCGAAUCACGGCCCCUCACCCAAAAAGAGCAGGAUGCCUUCAAGGACUUUGACUAUGUUUCCAAUGCCUGCUAGCUCUAGGAGUUGGGGGGCAAGGAGAUUCCCACCCCCAAAGGAAAAAAAAACACCACCACUGCCAGCCCUGUAUGGGGCAGGGCUCUGCUCCACCAGUGACUCGAGACGCUUGCUAGCCCUGCUGUUAGCUCUGCGAGUGGAGCUGGGACAGCCCAGCAGCACUGCCAACUUCAUGGGUGUAGAGUUAAUGUUCACCGACAUAUGCCAGCUCUGAGCCUAGACCGUGAAAGCCCCAGAAGUACUUCUGCACCCUUCAGGACACAGUAUCAUUCAUGCAGACACUUGGACACUGGCUAGCUCUAGGGGAGGGGCAGAGAAAGAGAUAGAAAGAAAGACGGCCAAGUCCAAUAGAACAGACGCUGUUGGCCCCGAGACUUGGGCAGAGGAGUCUCUGCGAUAGCAUGUGCUUAUCCACUGAUUCCCAAACUGCCUGCAAAAAUGAGCAAAUAGGCUUUCCCACAAAUAGAAAUCCGUAGGUGUUGGAGCCACAGAAGCCAAAAGGCAUUUCCCCGAACUAACUAAUGCCUAUGAUUUUUUCCCUUCCUUCCUUAAAAAAAAAAAAAAAAUCUCCCAAAGAUAUGGCUUGCCCUUCUGGAGUUUUUGAGGAAACCCAAU